This is a messenger RNA of Colletotrichum gloeosporioides, 423 nucleotides long. RefSeq lists its product as uncharacterized. The transcript has a single exon. The record is from RefSeq and is a predicted model, not a curated record. Lineage: Eukaryota; Fungi; Ascomycota; Sordariomycetes; Glomerellales; Glomerellaceae. Bases 1 to 423 code for a protein of 140 amino acids.
AUGGAUUUGCGGCAGGUCUCAAGGCAAUCCCAGGCGGCACAGCUGCCGUUCUCCCUCGCCAUUUUGGGAGAACCUACAUCGACAAAUCUCAAAGCAUACGAAGAUUGGAUUGGUACGGAACAGGAUAUCCGCCCCGUUCCACGAGACAAUCUGCGUACGUCGGUGUGCGAGAAGGCCGGGAUGGACCUUUCUAUCGCUGCGAAAACAGCCCAUAUAACUUUCUUGUUCGCAUGGCUGCCCAGUACCUCUGGCAACGUGGCACCCUUUGGUAUUGACUGCAGUGUCUUAGCAGGUGGAUCCACGAUCUCUGGCACAAUCCAAGUUGAUGGCAUGGCUAUGAAGGAAGAUGCGAUGAUUAUGAGUGAGAUCAGUGACGAAGGAGCCCGCAAGGGCCGCAUGAUCAAACAGCUCCAGGAAAAAUGA